This is a messenger RNA of Lactuca sativa (garden lettuce), 1606 nucleotides long. Its product is annotated as 11S globulin seed storage protein G3. Lineage: Eukaryota; Viridiplantae; Streptophyta; Magnoliopsida; Asterales; Asteraceae. Gene Ontology annotation, molecular function: nutrient reservoir activity. The record is from RefSeq and is a predicted model, not a curated record.
UCGCCACACACCAUCCAUUCGCCACACCUUCAUCUAUGGCGUCCAAAGCUUCUUUGCUUCUCUCGUUCCUCCUACUCUUCUCCACCUGCCUCGCCCACCACCAGCAACAACAGCAGCAGCAGCUGCCGCAAAACCAGUGCCAGAUUGGAAGAAUCGAUGCUCUUGAGCCAUACGAUAGGAUCCAAGCCGAAGCUGGUGUCACUGAGUUCUGGAACGCCGAUGAGAAGCAGUUCCAGUGUGCCGGCGUUGAGUUUCUCCGACACGUGAUUCAACCUGGUGGACUUCUCUUGCCAUCCUACGUCAACGCCCCUCUCUUGUCCUUCAUCGAAAAAGGAAGGGGUGUUCACGGGGUUAUAUUGCCGGGAUGUCCAGAAACCUAUGAAUAUUCUCAGGAACAACAGUUUUCCGGUCAAAGCGAACGCAGAGGACAGAAGUUUCAAGGGUUACAAGAUCGCCACCAGAAAGUACGGAACUUGAACCAGGGAGAUGUUGUUGCCAUUCCCGCCGGAACAGCUCACUGGAUUUAUAACGACGGCGAGACAGAACUUGUUGCUGUAGUCUUCUUCGACACUCAGAACAGCGCUAACCAGCUUGAUCAAAACCACAGGAGAUUCUUCCUCGCCGGGAACCCUCAAGGUCAAAGCGAACAGCAACAAGGUCAGAGGCAACCACGCAGACAACAAGGUCAGACACAGCAGGAGCAGCCCUACCGCAAUGCUGGCAAUAUCUUCAACGGUUUCGAUGUGGAGUUCUUAGCAGAAGCAUUCAACGUCGACAGGGAGACUGCUGAGAAGCUUCAAGGACAAAGAGACCAAAGAGGUCACAUCGUUAACGUCGAACAAGAUCUUCAAAUCAUCAGGCCACCGCAGACCAGAGAACAGCAAGAACGAGAACAACAGGGCGGACGUCAAGGUGGACGGAGCAACGGUUUUGAAGAAACCAUUUGCAGCUUGAAGCUAAGCGAGAACAUCGAUAACCCCACCCACGCCGACUUCGUAAACCCACAAGCCGGCAGGAUUACAAACCUCAACAGCUUCAAAUUCCCCGUUCUCCGACAACUCCAACUCAGCGCGGAGAGAGGCGAACUCCACCCUAAUGCAAUUCAGGCACCACACUGGACAUUAAACGCCCACAGUCUUGUGUACAUCACCGACGGAUCCUUGAGGAUACAGAUCGUGAACAACGCAGGGGAGUCAGUUUUCGACGAUGAGCUCAGGGAAGGACAGGUGGUGGUGAUCCCACAAAACUUUGCAGUGAUCAAGAGAGCCGGUGAACAAGGAUCGAGGUGGAUUUCUUUCAAGACUAACGACAACGCUAUGAUAGCUAAUCUUGCUGGUCGUGUAUCGGCCAUCAGGAGCAUGCCGGUGGAUGUGGUGGCGAAUGCGUAUCAGUUGUCAAGAAACGACGCUCAGAAGCUGAAGUUCAGCCAGCAGGAGUCGCUUUUGCUUAGCCCCAGCUCUUAUUCUAGGAGCCAGGGGAGGGCUUCGGCUUAAGUGAAAGUCUCUGCACUGAGUUUAGGGUUUCAAGAAUUAAUAAAGGAGAUGUAACAAGAGUUGUAUAAUAGUGCAAGAGUAAUAAGACCUUAAAACCUUUCAAAUUUUGCUUA